CUUUCACCGCAGCAUUUCUGGAGUGGUAACGACGUAAGUAGCGCCUGAGCCGGACAAACCUUGACUAUCCGGGCAAUAACAGGGGUCUGGUUUAGAGGAUUUUCAUCAUCAUACUCCAGGUCUUCCGCACAAGGUGGACAAGAGCAGGACAUACGCCUCAGUCUAGAACAAUCUCUCCGACAAAUCCUCGGUGAUUUGCAGAAGGUCAGAUAACAUAUCGAGACUGGUCUUGUGUAUUUCUCCUUGCAGACAUCAUGCCAUCAACACUGCCGCGGCCGCCGUACGACGUCGAGCUCGAACCGGCAUUAGCUGCAACUCCGAUUCCUCAUACAAUAACCCGGUCACAGAUCCCACUUCUUCGUGGAACGAAACCCAGCGCCGGCUCAGCUCAUAUCAACGCGAACUUUGCUCACGAGGAGAUACCACUCACUCUACCCAGCGGAGAGAUUGUUCUGUCCGUCUGGCGACCUCGUUCCGCCGGGAUGAUCAUGGCAAAUCGUUUUGCGGGCAUUAGGGAGAUCCUUGACUAUCUUCAAGAACACAAUGCUGUUUGUGUCUCCGUCGAAUACCGCCUCGCGCCGGAACAUGAAGAUCCAGUCCCGCUCGAAGACUGCUAUGCGGGACUGGUCUGGGUGGCCGAAAACGCUGCGACUCUAGGCAUUGACCCGACCGCAUGUGGAGGGCUGGCAGCGGGGGUAUGUCUCCUUGCCCGAGACCGGGGCGGACUAAAGAUAAGCGCUCAAAUGCUGCUGGCUCCAAUGCUUGACGACCGCAACGAUACCAAAUGCCUCCUUGGACAGCGGUACGGAAGCGAUUCUAUCAGCAUCUACACUUCGCCGAGCCGGGCGGUUGACCUCUUCGGUCUGCCUAUGGCCUACGUUGAUGUCGGUUCUGCAGAAAUCUUCCGAGACGAGGCCGUUGCCUACGCCACAAGGUUGUGGCAUUGCGGCGUCCAGGCUGAGUUACACGUCUGGCCGGGGGCUUUCCAUGCCUUUGAUCUCUUGGCUCCCACGGCAGCGAUCUUAACAGCGAGGGGGGAGUGGAUCCGUCGCGUUAUAUCUCGGUUAGGUGGAACUUCCUGA
This is a messenger RNA of Aspergillus novofumigatus IBT 16806, 1082 nucleotides long. Its product is annotated as alpha/beta hydrolase. The transcript has 5 exons. NCBI's taxonomy places the organism in Eukaryota, Fungi, Ascomycota, Eurotiomycetes, Eurotiales, Aspergillaceae. Bases 255 to 1082 code for a protein of 275 amino acids. Gene Ontology annotation, molecular function: hydrolase activity. The record is from RefSeq and is a predicted model, not a curated record.